This is a messenger RNA of Vitis riparia (riverbank grape), 1568 nucleotides long. Its product is annotated as indole-3-acetate O-methyltransferase 1. Bases 63 to 1226 code for a protein of 387 amino acids. The transcript is spliced from 4 exons. Lineage: Eukaryota; Viridiplantae; Streptophyta; Magnoliopsida; Vitales; Vitaceae. Gene Ontology annotation, biological process: methylation. Gene Ontology annotation, molecular function: S-adenosylmethionine-dependent methyltransferase activity. The record is from RefSeq and is a predicted model, not a curated record.
CAUAUACACCCACCUUUCUUCUCAUUUCUGAUCACCAUAUAAGACCAGAGACCCACUGACAUAUGGCUCCAAGAGGAGAGAAUAACAUCGUAGUAGUUCCCAACAUGAAGCUCGAGAAAGUGUUCUGCAUGAAGGGGGGCAAUGGAGAGGCCAGCUAUGCCAAUAAUUCUCAGGCUCAGGCGCGACAUGCUCGAUCCAUGCUUCAUCUUCUCAGGGAAACCCUAGAUGGAGUGCAACUAACUUCCCCAGAAGUCCCCUUCACGGUGGUGGACUUAGGGUGCUCCAGCGGCAGCAAUACAAUCUUCACCAUUGAAACCAUCAUCAAACACAUGAGCAAGCGAUACGAGGAGGCCGGGUUCAAGCCACCGGAGUUCUCUGCGUUUUUCUCCGACCUCCCUUCUAAUGACUUCAACACGCUCUUCCAGCUGCUCCCACCCAUAGCAGACCCUGGAGUGAGCAUGGAAGAGUAUCUAGCAGCCAAAGGCCACAGAUCAUACUUUGCAGCCGCAGUUCCUGGCUCAUUCUAUAAAAGACUCUUCCCUUGCAGAUCAAUUAAUCUCUUUCACUCUGCAUUUUCCUUGCACUGGCUCUCUCAGGUGCCGGAUUGCGUGGUAGACAAACAAUCAACGGCUUACAACGAAGGGAGGGUGUUCAUCCAUGGUGCCAAUGAGGGCACAGCUAGUGCAUACAAGAAACAGUUUCAGAGUGAUCUAUCAGGGUUUCUGAGAUCAAGGGCACAGGAGAUGAUGAGUGGGGGGUCCAUGUUUUUGGUGUGCCUGGGUCGCACCUCUGUGGACCCCACUGACCAGGGUGGGGCCGGACUCCUCUUUGGAACCCACUUUCAAGACGCUUGGAAUGAUCUUGUCCUAGAGGGCCUGAUUACAAGCGAGAAGCGUGACAAUUUCAAUAUUCCAGUGUACGCGCCAAGCAUACAAGACUUCAGGGAGGUGGUUGAAGCCAACGGGUCAUUCACCAUUAACAAGCUGGAAGUAUUCAAGGGAGGGAGUCCACUGGUGGUCAACCAACCUGACGAUGAAGCCGAGGUGGGUCGAGCCCUAGCCAACAGUUGCAGGAGUGUGGCUGGGGUCCUAGUCGAUGCCCACAUAGGGGAGGAGCUAAGCAAGGAGCUGUUUUUAAGGGUUGAGCGCAAGGGGACAAGCCAUGCAAAAGAAGUACUAGAGCAAAUUCAGUUCUUUCACAUAGUUGCAUCUCUCUCUUUUGCCUAGAGAGAAAAAAUACAAAAAAAUAAAAAAAAGCAUGUAUACAAGAUAAGGGAGAAAGGAGGGCCUGUAACUCUUUUUCCUUUCCUUACUUUGAAUCAUUUCUAAUGCUUAGAAAGAGAAGCAAGCACACCCAAAAGAGAGAAGAAGAAAAAGGGUCGAUGGGCAGUGCAUAAGACUUGUUCUCUCACUUUUGUGUGUGCUUGUGACUUCUUGCUCCCUUGGGUCCACACUAAAGGGUAAAUAAAAGCAAGUAAACCCUCUUUAUUUCACUACCUUUAUUGCUCAUCAUUGUGUCUGUAUAUGUGGAGUUGUAGGAAUGAAUGAAAGGGUUUCCUUUUCCACCAA